UCCACGACCUCACACACACGAGAGAGAGAGAGAGAGAAAUGGAGCCAAACUGCAACCAAUCCAUUCAACACUUCAGUCAUCCUCACCCUCUAGAGCUUAUCAAUCUCCAACAGCAACAACCCACUUUCAAUAUGCCUCUAUGUGCAAUGUGCAAGCUCCAACACUCUGGAUUGAUCUACAUCUGCAAAACCUGCAAUUUCAUCCUCCAUAUUUCAUGCUCUCAAAGACCUCAGCUCAUCAACCACCCAUCAGACCCCAACCACCUACUCACUCUCCUUCCUUUCCCAGCAUACCCAGAUGGAACCUUCACCUGCGAUGCCUGCGGCCUCCAAGACAACGGCUUCUGCUAUCACUGCAAAGCUUGCACCCUUGACUUGCAUAUCCACUGUGCUUCCAUGCCCAUAUCACUCAACCACAAAGCCCAUCCCCACACUCUUAUCCUCUCCAUCCGCCGUCCGACAUUUCUCACUUGUGAUAUGUGUCGCAGGGAAAUCACGGCAAACCAGUGGUCUUAUGGUUGCCGGCCCUGCGAUUUCGAUGGCCAUCUGAGUUGUGCUUCCAUGCCCAUGUCACUCAACCACCAAGCCCACCCACACACUAGUCGUCUCUCCAUCUGCCGUCAAACAUCUCUCACUUGUGAUAUGUGUUGUGGGGACGUCGAGGUAAACCAGUGGUCCUAUGAGUGUCGGGCAUGCGAUUUCAAUGCCCAUCUGAGUUGUGCCAGUAAUCCACACGCUCAAGCUGCAAAUAUGGGCGGUGGCGGUGGGAGCAAUGCUGAAGCUACUUCUUUAGAUAUUGAGAGACUCAGCAUUCAAAUAACGGCGCAAGGAAUAAGGAAUGCUAUAGACGGAUCCAAUCUCAAUGUCGAUGUCAUAUACAUACCUAGACGUUAA
Molecule: messenger RNA, 893 nt
Organism: Telopea speciosissima
Lineage: Eukaryota; Viridiplantae; Streptophyta; Magnoliopsida; Proteales; Proteaceae
Exons: 2
Coding region: 39-893 (284 amino acids)
Source: RefSeq, a predicted model, not a curated record